Seriola dumerili (greater amberjack) is the source of this 1684-nucleotide messenger RNA. RefSeq names its product syntaxin 12 (gene stx12). The record is from RefSeq and is a predicted model, not a curated record. Gene Ontology annotation, cellular component: synaptic vesicle; SNARE complex; endomembrane system. NCBI's taxonomy places the organism in Eukaryota, Metazoa, Chordata, Actinopteri, Carangiformes, Carangidae. Gene Ontology annotation, molecular function: SNAP receptor activity; SNARE binding. The transcript has 10 exons. Bases 106 to 912 code for a protein of 268 amino acids. Gene Ontology annotation, biological process: vesicle-mediated transport; intracellular protein transport; vesicle fusion.
ACAGUAUCUCGACGGCAGAACGAAAAACAUUACGCCUAUGUGUUCAUUCGAAACAGCCAAAUAAAUAAAGCUCAACUCCAAAGGCAAAAGCUCCUUUUGGCAGACAUGUCAUACGGCAAAGCAGAGAGCUUCCGCCCUGUCCCACGGGACUUCAACACCCUCAUACAAACAUGCAGCUCCAACAUCCAGAAGAUCACACAGAACACUGCUCAGAUCAAGAGCAUGGUGAACCAGCUUGGGACCAGACAGGACACCAGUGAACUUCAGGAUCGUCUGCAGCAGAUACAACACUAUACUAACCAACUGGCAAAAGAAACCAACAAGCACCUGAAAGAGCUGGGAUCAAUCCCUCUCCCCUCAUCACCCUCAGAGCAAAGGCAGCAGAAGAUCCAGAGGGACCGGCUGAUGAAUGAUUUCUCAGCAGCUCUCAACAACUUCCAAGCGGUCCAGCGGCGCGCAGCAGAGAGGGAAAAGGAGUCAGUCGCCAGAGCAAGGGCUGGUUCCCGCCUAUCAACUGAAGACAGUUCUCGUGAUGAGAAGCUUGUUUCUUUUGACAACCAAGAGGACUGGGGUCAGAUGACAACCCAGACAGAGGAGGUGGCCAUCACAGAGGAGGACCUGGAGCUCAUCAAGGAGAGAGAAACCAACAUCAGACAGCUGGAGUCUGACAUCAUGGACGUGAACCAGAUCUUCAAGGACCUGGCAGUGAUGAUCCACGAUCAGGGAGAGAUGAUUGAUAGCAUCGAGGCAAAUGUGGAGAAUGCUGAAGUUCACGUAGAGCGAGGAGCAGAGCAGCUCCAGAGAGCCAGCUACUACCAGCAAAAGUCCCGGAAGAAGAUGUGCAUCCUCGCCAUGGUUUGCUCCAUCGUACUCGUCAUACUCGGCAUCAUCAUCUGGCAAGCUUCUAAGUGAGUCGACUCUGCACGACCUAUCUGUCACUACUAUGUUUUGCUCCGCCCCCUCUCACCUGCAAGUACCUGCGUUGGAAUCAUGAAAACAGCAAGAAGAGGCUGAUCACUUGGUUAGCGGAGUGAGAUUGUCCAGAGGGCUGCUCAGUGAUCAGCUCACCUGAUCCGGCCUGUUUCUGUAAAAUAGCUGAAAACCAUUUAAAGUGAGAUUAAGGAGAGGGUGUAGGACUGAGGGGGUAUAGGGGAGAGAUUCCUUCAUUUGCCUCAUUCAUUAAUUUCUUGUCUUAUUUACUGCACUAACACUAUCUGUCACUGUAUUUCAAAUGUAAAAAUGUUAUUGGGAAUGAUAUCCGAAUAGGCAAAAUAAAAAUAAACAACACAGCUUGUUAAAGUCAAUGAAUCUGUGGUUUGUAGGGGUUGUAAAUGAUUUGUUGUUACCUGUUGUUGUGGUACCUGCUGAUGUAAAGUUUGUGGAAAGCCAUAAGCCUUCACAGUAACAUGACACGGGACCUGUUUGACUCCUGGUGGUGAAGGCAGAUGUGGUUGUACUAUACAUGUUGUAAAAUGAGAGUUCUAACAGAUUAUCAGUAUAAAUCAAAUCCAUGUCUGUAAAUAUGACAAAGUGCUGCAUUACAUUCUGCUGAGAACAUUAUGGAUGAUAAACAAUGACAGUAUCUCAAACAUGAAACUCCAGUCUUAAAACGACACGUAUUUAAGUUAAUUUCUAUGACUCCUGACAGUAUGCAUAAUAAAUGUUUUAAACUCUUUUAACACUC